This is a messenger RNA of Protopolystoma xenopodis, 768 nucleotides long. The record is from the annotation of a GenBank genome assembly. Lineage: Eukaryota; Metazoa; Platyhelminthes; Monogenea; Polystomatidea; Polystomatidae.
AUGGCUCUUUCUCUUUCGCUCCUUGCCCAGCUUUCUCUCUGGCCUAUCCCGCAACUUGUUACACCCAGCCCCUGCUUUACGCUUAUCACCACUUCUGUACCAACGGUCGUCUCCGCCUCAUCAACUGCUCAUGAGUCAACUGUUGUGGAGGCCGAGCGAAGCGAGUCUAUGCAUCCACCAAUUACACAGACUGGUUCACUAUUGAAUAGAAAACAGCCGAACGUCAUGACAACCGUGGCUGGAGCAUCCACUUAUGCUGACCAUAAUUCUGAUCACCGUAGCUGCGGUGUGGUUUACAACACACACGUGGCGGGUGGGAACAGCGGUGGCUGCAAUGAGGCACAAAUUGAGGGUAGUCUAAGUGGUAGUCUAGCCGCACUCGGCCAGCAAGCCGCUGUGGCGGUAGCUAUGAGGCGUCUUUUCAAGGACCUACUGCAACCAUCUGGCGCUACCAGCCUUCUAUCUCCCUCUUCUCCUUCCUUUGGGUCUGGUUCCUAUGCGGCGGCAUUCCUUCCUGGCCUUGUAAACGGCACAAGUGGGUUGACAGGCUCUGAUCUUCGCCUCGUCGAGAGCCCCCUACCUCUUCACGAACAUCCAGCUCUGCCACGGCGGACGCUUCUUCAUCCGGGACAGGCUACUUUAUCGUCUAUCUCAAUCCCAACUUGCUCCGGUAAAAGGAACUCUGCAUUUGUCAGCUCGAGCACUUCACCAGUGACCGUGUUUCCCGAGGCCCCAGAUGCAAUCACUGCCCAACUGGUCAGCAUGCCU